This is a messenger RNA of Trichobilharzia szidati, 1254 nucleotides long. The record is from the annotation of a GenBank genome assembly. NCBI's taxonomy places the organism in Eukaryota, Metazoa, Platyhelminthes, Trematoda, Strigeidida, Schistosomatidae.
AUGAACAGUGACGUAGUUAAACCAUUAGUGGAACAAAUAAUAAACACGGAAAAUGAAAAUUUUAACGAUCAAGAUUAUACAGAGACGAAUGAUGAAAAGAAAUAUUGGAGUAAAAUAUUAAACUAUAAUUUAAGCAAGAUAAAACGCAGUGAGAAUAGUACUCAUGUCACUGGAAAGAAUUCUUGCAUUGAAACUGACUUUAAGCGUGAAAUGAAACGUUAUUAUGUUGGUUUAAAACAGAGUCUUGACAAGAUUGACCGAAAUCAAGAAGAAGUAGCGAUCAAAAUGAAUCGUUUAUACAAAGAAUCACGAGAACUAGCCAGAAGGAGUAGAAAUGAAAAGAAACAAAGUUUAAAGCUACAUCGGAGAAUUUCUUCCCAAUAUAAAAGUAAUGAUUUACCUCUGGAUAAAGUAGAAGAAGGAAAAGGUGAAGAUGAAACUGAAAAGGAAUUGAAUAGUCAUCCAAAUGAAAUAUCUGAGGUUGAUGUGGAAACAGUAAAGGAGCAAAUACCAUCACCGUGGUUACCAGUUAUUAAUCCAACUAAAUUUGUAUCCUUAACCUCACAUUUAAAUACAUCAUCUAAUACAAAAGCAGAAACUAAUGAUAAUGUGAAACCAGAUUUGGAUAAACCAGAUAUACCCAAAUGGCUUGAGAAAGUGAAAGAGGAGAUAAAGAACAGUGAAGAACAGGUACCAAUUCCUACUCUGAAAAUCGAUACAUCAGCUAGCGAAAGUAAAAACAGAUAUAACAAUUACAUCCGUACAAACAGAGAUACUCGUCGAAGUGUAAACUAUACAAUUAUAAGGCAUAGAGAAAGUCGAUUGUCUCAUUUGAAAGCAGCUCUAAGCGAAACACCAAUCGCCUAUUUAUGGAAAGAUAAUUCUGCAACUUCGAUAUCAUGCUUACGACAAGCCAAGCUGAUCUGUUCAAAAUAUAGAGAUUUUGAUUUACAAGCAAAACGUUGUAUUCCCGGCUCUGUUGGUGGUAUAUCAAGCGACUUCUUGGAAGCUGUCGCCUUGCCUAAACCUGCUUUGAUUCGAUUCCCACCGCCAACUAGCAUGCACAACUAUAGACGUAAGAAAAGGUUGGUUGUAGAAAGACAGCAAAUGCAACAGAGUUUGGGGAAAUUGAACGCAGUAAUCGAAGAUAUUAAGAAAGUUUUAGAAAGUCAGAAAUUAUUGGAAGCAUUGAAGUUCUUAUUAGCACCCAUAACAGAAAAUAAGGAUGAAAAUGGUACAACAAAAGCUCAGUAG